This is a messenger RNA of Trichosurus vulpecula (common brushtail), 951 nucleotides long. Its product is annotated as olfactory receptor 4F6-like. The record is from RefSeq and is a predicted model, not a curated record. The coding region runs from base 19 to 951 and encodes 310 amino acids. Gene Ontology annotation, cellular component: membrane. Gene Ontology annotation, biological process: G protein-coupled receptor signaling pathway. Lineage: Eukaryota; Metazoa; Chordata; Mammalia; Diprotodontia; Phalangeridae. The transcript has a single exon. Gene Ontology annotation, molecular function: olfactory receptor activity; G protein-coupled receptor activity.
CUGUGCCUAUUGGAGUCAAUGGAUGGAGAGAAUCAUUCUAUAGUAUCUCAGUUUGUGUUCCUUGGGCUCUCUGAUUCAUGGGAGAUUCAGUGUUUCCUCUUUGUGUCCUCAUCUGUACUCUAUGCAGUGAGCAUUCUGGGAAACAUGCUCAUUUUGCUCACCGUGACCUUCGAUUAUCAUUUACACUCACCUAUGUAUAUCCUGCUCGCCAACCUCUCUUUGAUUGACUUAGGUUUUGGCUCAGUUACAGCCCCCAAAAUGAUUUAUGAUAUUUUCAGGAAGCAUAAAUUAAUUUCUUUUGGGGGUUGUAUUGCUCAAAUCUUCCUCAUUCAUGCAUUUGGUGGCACUGAGAUGGUGUUGCUUAUAGCCAUGGCCUUUGACAGAUAUGUGGCCAUAUGUAAGCCUCUCUACUAUUUGACCAUUAUGAACCCAAGAAUGUGUAUUUUCCUUUUGAUUGUUGCCUGGAUUAUUGGCCUCAUCCACUCCUUGAUUCAAUUGGCUUUUGUUGUGAACUUACCUUUCUGUGGUCCUAAUGAAUUGGACAGCUUUUUCUGUGACCUUCCUCGGUUCAUCAAACUGGCCUGCACUGAGACUUAUAGAUUGCAGUUUAUGGUCACUGCCAACAGUGGUUUCAUUUCUCUUGGAUCCUUCUGCACACUGAUGAUUUCCUACAUUUUCAUCCUGGUCACUGUUCAAAAACAUUCUUUAGGUGGUUCUUCCAAGGCUCUUUCCACUCUGACAGCUCACAUCACUGUGGUGGUUUUAUUCUUUGGUCCAUUGAUAUUUUUCUAUACAUGGCCAUUUCCUACAUCAAGCCUGGAUAAGUUUCUUGCUAUCUUUGAUGCAGUUCUUACUCCAUUUCUGAACCCAGUCAUCUACACAUUCAGGAACAAAGAGAUGAAGGUAGCAAUGGGAAGAGUCUGUAGCCAGCUUUUGAAGAAGGUUGUUUAA